AUGUCCGCCCAGGAGUCGCUCCCCAUCAGUCCGAUCCGCACCCUCGACAAGAACGGCAAUGUCAUAACCAGCGUCGGUUUCCAGCGGUUCGGCUUCGACUGCGAAGUCCCCCUGGACGUGCUCCGCUCCCUUUACCUCCGCCCACACUACGUCGUUACCGCCCACGCUGAGAAAGACGAAGUCGAGGAAACGGAGAUCGAGCAUGCGAAGUUCACCGGAGCAUACGCUGCCUACCAGUCCAAGUCCAUCUUCCACCCCGAUACCCAGUCCAUCUCCUACACCACCCUCUCCCGCUUCCCGCCCGUCAAACUUCUCCCCCCUUCCCAGCGAAAGCGUAUCCUCGUCACGGGCGGUGCUGGCUUCGUCGGCUCUCACUUGGUUGACCGCCUCAUGAUCCUCGGUCAUGAAGUCACUGUCCUUGACAAUUUCUUCACGGGUUCCAAAACGACCGUAAGCCACUGGGUCGGCCAUCCCAACUUCGAGAUGGUUCGUCACGACGUUGUCGAGCCGUUCAUGAUUGAGUGUGACCAGAUCUACCAUCUUGCGUGCCCAGCCUCCCCACCCCACUACCAGUUCAACGCUGUCAAGACGAUCAAGACGUCGUUCAUGGGCACGCUGAACAUGCUUGGUCUUGCAAAGCGUACCAAGGCGCGCUUCCUGAUCUCCUCAACAUCUGAGGUGUAUGGUGACCCCGAGGUACACCCGCAACACGAGGACUAUUGGGGACAUGUCAACCCCAUUGGUCCCCGUGCGUGCUAUGACGAAGGUAAGCGUGUCGCCGAAACUUUGGCGUACGGUUUCCACCGUCAAGACGGCGUCGACAUUCGUGUGGCCCGUAUCUUCAACACCUACGGCCCCCGCAUGAACCCCUUCGACGGUCGCGUCGUCUCCAACUUCAUCGUCCAGGCCCUCCGCGGCGAGGACAUGACCGUCUACGGCGACGGCAAGCAGACGCGCUCCUUCCAGUACAUCCACGACCUCGUCGACGGCCUCAUCGCGCUCAUGAACUCGGAUGAGACCCGGCCCGUGAACCUCGGCAACGGCGACGAGUUCACCAUCGGCGACUUCGCCGAGCUCGUCCGCGAGAUCGUCGAGAAGGUCCAGCGCGAGGACGGCGUUGAGCCCGUGUGCCGCGUGAACAUCGUCUACAAGCCUAUGCCCGCAGACGACCCGCAGAAGCGCCGGCCGGACACGACGCGCGCGAAGCAGGUCCUGGACUGGCAGCCGCGCUGGACGGUCCGCAUGGGCCUAGAGGAGAUGGUGCGGUACUACAAGGCGAAGAUGAUCGAGGGUAGCCUGUGA
Molecule: messenger RNA, 1302 nt
Organism: Dichomitus squalens LYAD-421 SS1
Lineage: Eukaryota; Fungi; Basidiomycota; Agaricomycetes; Polyporales; Polyporaceae
Product: NAD(P)-binding protein
Exons: 7
Coding region: 1-1302 (433 amino acids)
Biological process (GO): D-xylose metabolic process
Cellular component (GO): cytoplasm
Molecular function (GO): UDP-glucuronate decarboxylase activity; NAD+ binding
Source: RefSeq, a predicted model, not a curated record